CAGCUCAAGACCAAGAUGAACGGAGCGUACGACCGUCGCGGCAGCAGCAUCUCUGCUGAUGUGGACGCUGCCAUCGAGCGCCUGGUGGAGCACUUUGAGAGCAGCGAUCUGGCGCUGCGCCUGGAUGUGCUACGAGCAUUAAGCGCCCAGGCGAAGUUGGCGUUCGAGACCACUCGUGUGCGCGAGCAUCUCGCUAAGCACCCGGUGUCCAUGGACCUAAUCCAGGGCGUAACGAGUCUAUCGACCGUAUAUAAGACGCUGGCUGAGAAGAUGACGGUGGAUAGCUGCAGCUGUGACUACGACGUCCAACGCAACGUGGUCAUGACUACGAACGUGCGCUGGACACUGGAGCCACAGAGCUGCAAGAAGCCCACAAAGAAGCGCAAGAAAGUGAUGGCGUCAGUGUCAAAGGAAGAGAAGGGACCGUUGAUCACCACGUAUAAGUUUGAAAGAGUGAGGCAGGAGGCUGAGGAGGAAGGCGAACAGGAGACGCUCAUCAGAUUUACAGUCGUGGUGGCAGUCGGAGAUAACGAUGCAAACCCAAGAGAACUGUUGCACUUUGAGAUGGCCUGUGAGUACGCAUACCCCAAAAGUUACUACGAGGAGCAGAAGCAGUUGCCGUCGGGUGAUGAAGAGGAGGAGAACGACGAGCAUGUUGAAGAGGGGUUUGCGGAGGAGGAACAGGGCGAGAAGACUUUUGGCGAGGACCUGCGUGGCUUCCGCUUUAACAACGAGGUGCUCGCUGCUAUCGGCGACUGGAUGGGAGCUGAUGACGAGGAGUUGGACCCUGUGGACGUCAUUGGGUUUUUCCUGGCACUGCCUGUACAUGAGGAUGAGUGGCUUGUGGACGAGCGUGUGUGCGAGAUUCUCUUCCAGGGCGGAAUGGAGGCUGACAGCGAUGGCUACGAAGAGGAAGACGACGAGGAUUGA
Molecule: messenger RNA, 930 nt
Organism: Phytophthora infestans T30-4
Lineage: Eukaryota; Oomycota; Peronosporomycetes; Peronosporales; Peronosporaceae
Exons: 1
Coding region: 16-930 (304 amino acids)
Source: RefSeq, a predicted model, not a curated record